AUGAUAGCACAACCAGUGUUAAGUGCUGUAGAAUCUGAGCUGAAACAUGAACGUGAAGAGAUGUGUAACAUUGAGAGAGAUGAACCAUGUGUGAAAUUGAAAAAUUCAGAGGUUCUAACACACAUCAAUAACAAACUAACCCACUUGUCUGAGGAGAGGAGGAAUGUGAAAGAGCUGUUGAAUGAGUAUCCGCAGUUAUUUGCAGAUAUCCCAUCUUGUACUGAUGUUGUUGAACAUAAUGUUGAUAUGGAAGAUACCGCCCCAAUCAAGCAGGCACCUUAUCGUGCUAACCCAGUAAUAAUGAAGAAUCUUGAAAAAGAAAUAGAGUACAUGCUGCAGAAUGGCAUCAUCGAGCCAAGUAGAAGAUUAUCUCGUCACAGGUUGGGACAACUGAGAACAUUUUAA
Messenger RNA from Lytechinus variegatus (green sea urchin), 405 nucleotides. RefSeq lists its product as uncharacterized. The coding region runs from base 1 to 405 and encodes 134 amino acids. The transcript has a single exon. The record is from RefSeq and is a predicted model, not a curated record. Lineage: Eukaryota; Metazoa; Echinodermata; Echinoidea; Temnopleuroida; Toxopneustidae.